Molecule: messenger RNA, 1236 nt
Organism: Peromyscus eremicus (cactus mouse)
Lineage: Eukaryota; Metazoa; Chordata; Mammalia; Rodentia; Cricetidae
Gene: Ankrd37
Product: ankyrin repeat domain 37
Exons: 5
Coding region: 577-1041 (154 amino acids)
Molecular function (GO): protein binding
Source: RefSeq, a predicted model, not a curated record
CUCGCCUUCCCUCCCUUCCGGCCUACGUGCUCGCUCGCAGACACGAAACCCUGCCCCAGCGACUUCCGCUCCUCCAGAGGGCGGACCGGGCUGGACGCCACCCGGUGCUACGUGCCCAGCUCUGCACGCAGCAUGGCCGCCGCCCCAGGGCAGCAGCGAAGCCUUCCGCCCUCCCCGCGCCUCGCCUUCACUGCGCACGCGUGCCAGGGCCGCCGGGGCUUCGCUCUGAAGGGGGCGGAGCCAGGGGGCCCUCGAACUGGCCAAUCAGCUGGCGGGGCCGCGCAGAAGGCUCCUCCCCUCCCUCUCCCCCCGCCCACUGCUCCCGGGCUCCUCGCUGCACGUGUCUGUGUUUGGGUAUGUGAGGCCGCCGCCGGGCUGGGAAAACGGCGCCGUGGAGAAAUAGACCGUGGGGCGCUCCCGGGCUAGGGAGCGGCGGGGAGGAGCCGUCCUGCUAGUCCCGGAGAGCUUUAAAUUCCCCCACGUUGGGGCAGUCCCGUGCACUCUUACCUGCCAGUGUGCAGCCCGUGUAGCCUCUGUGCACUCCCGGGGACUCCUGUCAUCUGCUUUAGGUGGGCGAUGCUGUUGCUUAAUUGCAACCUGGAGGAUGAUGGCCUCAAGAAUUUGCUGGAGACAGGAGCAUCAGUCAACGCACCCCCAGAUCCCCAGGAGCAGUCGCCUGUUCACCUAGCUGCAGGUGGCGGCCUUGCUUGCUUUCUUCUCUGGCAGCUGCAAACAGGGGCUGACCUCAACCAACAGGAUGUUUUGGGAGAAACUCCACUCCAUAAGGCAGCGAAAGUUGGAAGCCUGGAGUGCCUUAGCCUCCUCGUGGCCAGUGAUGCCCAGAUUGGCUUAUGUAAUAAGAAUGGGCAAACAGCUGAAGAUCUUGCUUGGUCGUGUGGAUUUCCAGAAUGUGCCAGGUUUCUAACAACGGUUAAAUGUACGCAGACAACAAAAUCAUCGGGUGAUCCCUGUGCUCCAGUACUGAGACAGAAGCGAAGCUUACCAGGUGUGGAGAACAGAGCUUUGAAGAGGAAGUGUUGAUACCUUGCUGGGCAAGAAGAGGUUUGAAGAAGGGCUUCACUUCAGACUGAUCUACAAGCCAUGGCUGUGGCUUACCAUAUGGAUAAACUCCUGAGGAGGAAAACUUUCUUCUAAGUGAAGAGAACAUUCAUGAAUACAUGUAUUUACAUGACUGUAUCUUGCCUGUGCAUGCUAUGUCAUUUAACUUGCUAAAAG